AUGGCUUCCGAAUAUCACGAAAAAAUGAAGGGAUUGGAUUUCGAAGAAAUGGAAAAUAACAUAGAGCAAAGAACACUUGGCGACCCCAUGUCUGAUAAAUAUGAAGAUUUUUUCGAAGCGCCAUCAUUUAUUCAAUCCAAAUUUUUGCUUGAAGAAAUAAUAAAAAGGUAUCCAGACCUCGAGAAUAAAAAUCGGACAUACCAAAUUGGUAUAUGUAUUGAGGUGUGCAAAUCCCUUAAACUUUGGGAAAACACGGUUUGUGAAUUGUUCAACAUUAACAAACAUACUCUUUCGAAAGAAAAGAUGAAAUUUCCCGCGAUUGUGUACAAAAUGGUACUUGAGCCGGGAAGGCCAAGUGAAAUUAGAAGCAACCGCGAAUCAAUUGUAAAAUAUAUUUUUGAUCACAGGAAAGUCGGUUUAGCAGUAACAAGUCUUAAUGUAUUCCAAUUUUGCACCAAUGAAUUUCAAAUGAUGGUGUCAAAAUCAAAUCUCCAUAGAUACAUAAUGGGAUUGAAACUGUUUGAAUACGUUUUAGGAAUACCCGACGAAAAUUUCAGAGUGAAAGUGGAAGAAAAAGAUAUUAAAGAAUUUUACAAUGUUACUCUACAAAGAAUAGUUGGUCUUCAUCCAGCACUUGUUUUAAAUGAAGAUGAGAUGGAAACACAACCAUUCGCAAACAGAAAAGCCGUGAAAGUGUACGUCAACAAGGGAGAACAAAGAAUGCACAGAACACUUAAAAUUGGACUAAGCAGAGCAGGGAGAAGAACAACACUGAUAGGAUGCAUAGCGUUGAGUGGUGAUGUGUUGACUCCAGGAACUGUUGUGCCAAACAAAACAGUGAAUCUUGCAUUAUAUGACAACGGAUAUGACGACUCUUCGAUAAAAAUAUACAACACGAAGAAUGGCUUUAUAAGCACUGACAUAUUUUUGGCGUGGUUUCGAGAUGUCGUUCUAACUUACAUAAUCAAAAAAACGCAAUGA
Entamoeba invadens IP1 is the source of this 981-nucleotide messenger RNA. RefSeq lists its product as hypothetical. The transcript has a single exon. The record is from RefSeq and is a predicted model, not a curated record. NCBI's taxonomy places the organism in Eukaryota, Evosea, Mastigamoebida, Endamoebidae. Bases 1 to 981 code for a protein of 326 amino acids.